AUGUUGUCUCCUGGGGGUUGUGUUGACGAACAGGGUGAUGAAGAUGAAGACUCUGACUCCUCCUCCUCUUCUCACGAAAGUUUCAAAUAUACUGGUAACAAAGAACUGAAUGAUUUCUACCAGGGCUUAAAAAACGAAAUAUUCUUGAAAAAAUCGACUGAAAAAUGUGUCAAUGAAAAGAAUCAAAUUCUAUGUACUACUUCCUCGGAAUAUACGUCGAAUUCAAACGAUGCAAGCUCACAAGUUUCGACAUACAAAUCCGCAGAUUGGAUUGGUAUCUUCCAGAAAAGUUUAAAGCUUGACAGUAAUAAAUCCAAUCUAUACAAUUUAUUCAUAAAAUCUGUACGAUAUGAUCCUCAGUACAAAGGUUUAUGCCUUCAGCCAUUGAAUGAAAAUACAACAUCGACGCAUAUAUCCGCCUUACCGUUUGAAUUACUUCUGAGAAUUGUUCGAUGGACUAUUGGUAGUCAUUUAGAUAUACGAGUUCUAGGUACAUUGGCUUGUGUAUGUCGUGGCUUCUAUCUUCUAGCCAAUGAUACUUCAAUAUGGCGUGAUAUAUGCUUCAAAUUAUGGCCAAUAUGGAUCACAUAUGAUAUCACUUGUAAUAAUAAUAAUAAUAAUGAUAAUAACAGUAAUAAUAAUAAUUUGGUGUCAAAUCAUCAAGUGACUACUUCACCAUCACUACAACAUUACACUUCUUGGCGUGAAAUGGCAAUCUACCGGCCGAGGGUUCUAUUUCAUGGAUGUUAUCUUUGUCGUGUAACAUAUGUCAGGAUGGGAGAAGCAGAGAUAGGCUCAUCUUAUCGGCCAGUAUUUGAAGUUGUCUACUAUCGUGGUAUACGUUUCCAUGCAUCAUCUAAUCAGAUCAGUAUGUUCACUGCACCAUCAGAUCCAUCGUCUAUUGUAGCUGUAUUGAGUAAAUCGUCGAAUCAAGCGACUGUCGCGACAGAUACAAGCUUGGCUGAAAAUAAUAAUAACAAUAGUGGUAGUAAUAAUAAUAAUAAUAGUAUUGGAAAUAAUAACAGUACGUGUCAAAGUGUUAUCAAAGCAGCUUCUUCUUGUGGUACCUUACUGGAAGGUACUUAUGAAUGGUGUGAUCAUGAUUCAAGUGUGGCAAUUUCAAUUGAUGCGCUUCUGUGCAAAGUUUUAUGUUGAAAUUCAAUCAGAUAGUCAAUGUGGAACUUUUCACAUAAGUGCACAGCAGUCCUAUGUGUGUAAAGUUAUCGAUGUGUACUCAAUGAAACUCCAACACAAGGAAGCCCACAAUCUGAGCGUUGCCAGUGUGCACCAAUUAAUCGCAUUACUUCGUUUCACGAUUUCAUCGUGAUCUGACAUCAGUUAGAGAACCAUUAGAAAAUCACCUGGGAGUACUGAACACCUGUUUCGUUAGCCUAGUUUGUGACUCUUUAUCAGCAUACACCCACACACUGCAGGGUUUGAACCCAGGACCUUCUGAUUACAAGGCUAGAAAGUUCGUAAACCGUUAAGCCACUGGGACGCGAUCCAAUAGUUACUGCAUGAAUUCUAACUUCGGCUAAUUCACAAUAUAGCGCGAUCUCUAGCCAAUGUCUUCGGCGAGUAUUUUUCCUCACACCUGACCUACUGCUGCUGUCCAAUACUCUCAGAUGGUUUUCCAAUGGUUCUGUAACCGAUGUUAGAUCAUGAUGAAGUCCUCCAACGAAAAUAGGAAACUGAUGAAGAAUCUCAGACUAGGAGACGAAACAGCUGUCCAGUACUCCUUCUAGGUUUUCCAAUGAUUCUCUAUCUGAUAUCAGCUUAUGAUGAAAUCCUCCAACCAAUCAAACAAGAUCCCUACAAAACCAAUACUUGAAAAUCGAUGUGAUGCUGACUAGCGACUAGCGUUCUAUUGGGAAGCCGUGAUCAGUAGGCUACAACAGCAGCUUGAAGAUGAAGCAAUAAAUCAUUGAAGACGAAGACCUUGCGAAGUGGUCGCGCUACGUCAUGAAUCGGCAAAAGUUAGAAUUCAUGGACUAGUUAUUGGAUCGGGUCCCCCAGUGGUUUAAUAAUAUAACUCCAAUAUACCCACCAUUAAUUUCAUUACUGACUGACUAAAAUUGAGUUGCUAAGUAAAAUUUCACUCUGAAUUGUAACAGAACUUUAAGGUGCUACACUCCAUGUAUAACAUAAAGGUAGGGAAAAGAAGAAGAAGGAGUAAGGAUAUUCUAAAAGGACUAUAAUAUAAUCAGGAAAUGUACGGAAGAAAGUGUGCGUCGGUGGCACAGCAGUUAGGACGCUCGCCGACCAUUCACAUGAUCCGGGGUUCGAUCCCCGGCCACUGACGCACUCCUUUACCUCACUAAGCCAGAAAUUAUGCUAGUAAAGAGGAAAGGUUGGGCAUGAGGUGGCUAGCAACCCCAUCCUGUAAAAAUAAACACCACUGCUACAGAAACUUCAAGCCACUAACUUGAGGCCCUAUGUUCCACUGGGAACGUGAAGGAAAAAAAACGAAAGAAAGAAAGAAUAGUAAUAUGGAAAAAUUAGGCCGGGUUUAGUGGAUAUUGGUGGGGGUGGGUGGGUCGCAAAGACUGAAUCCAUGUACUCUGUUGUGUACAAUUUUUUAAAAUUGUAUCAUCAUUAACCUGCAGUCAAUGGUUGGUUCCCUAGUGUUUCAAGGAUCCCAAUCAAGCAGUUUAAAACUCCUUUACGUCUCUGGCUGAAACAAACUUAUCAUUCUCAGUCAGUUGUGUAAAGUGUGUUAGGUAAAGGUAGGUAGAAACCAGUGAUGAAUACACUGUGCAAGAUAAAAUGACAUUAUAUAAACAUUUCGUUGUCUAUCCUUUCCAAUUCCAUACUCCAUAAACAAUUUUAAUCAAUAUCAAUGUACUAUAUAUAUAUAUGUAUAUAUAUAUAUAUACUUUAUUAGUUAUUGAUCAUAAAGGUGAAGGUCAUUCACACCACGUGAUCAGGUAACAUAAUGGAAGCAGAUAAGAGAUGAUGAUGAUGAUAAUAGUGUAGAGAAAAUAUUCAUUCAGGCAUCUAUAAAACACAAAAUAAUUGAGCCAGCAAACAAUAUCCUUUUCGAUAGAUUCCUCCUCUUUUCUAGCUCUAUAAUUAUACACAUAUAUGUGUUUAUAUACAUAGAAUAUUCUAGAAUAGCCGUAAAUAAUAAUAUUGGUGUUUUUUAAAUAACUUCACUGGAAUUACAGUUCAUUAAAGAUGCUUAAAUUAUAAUAGCACAGGAGUCAGUCAGACAAGGGUGCUUAUUAUCACCAAUGGUAUUCCUAAUUGUGGUACACUGACCCGAUUAUGCAUCAGACUGUGAGUGGGAAACGAGAAGACAGGGAUAUCCUGGACCGACAUGAAGAACCUAGUAGACCUGGAUUUCGCGCGUGGAUGAUUUAUGUUUGAUGUCACACACACAAAAUCGAAGACUUAUGAGCGAAAACCGACCGACAAACUGGUCGAAGAAGCAGCCGGCGAAGACAGGACAGACUCCAGGUGAACAUAGACAAGACGGAGGUUAUGAAAAUAACCAACCAACCAACAACAACAACAGCAACAUCCAGCGCCAAUCACCAUCAAUGGGAGGGAUUUGAAAGAGGUUACUUCAUUCACUCACUUAUCUAGGGAGCAUUGUCUCAACUACAGGAGGAGCGGACGAGGAUGUCAAAUCGAGCGAGAAUCGGGAAGGCGAGAAACACAUCAACCUGAAACCAAUCUGGAAAUCUUCAUCACUCACCCAGCAUCAACAACAAAUUUCGGUCGGAUUUUCAAUACAAACAACGUCAAGUCAGUCAGUUCUUCUAUACGUAUUAGAAAGUUGGUGGGUGGGUCACAAAGAAUAUUUCCAACAGCCUGUUGCAGACCUUUAUCGACAACUGUCUUCUCUCUCUACUGAAGAUCAAUCAGAUGGUUGGGCCGGAAAGAAUCACCAACUAUGGGAAACUAUGGGAGCAAACAAACAAAACAAGAACCAAUCGCCAACCAACAAAUAUGCAGGAGAAAGUGGAUUGAGAUGGAUUGGAUACUACUCGCUGAGGAGGUCGGGCCGCUGGGUGACAUCGCGCGCGCGUCAGGCCAUUCCUCGAGUGGAAUCAGGCCAAAAGCGAAGUGGCGAGUGGGACGUCAGUGCAAGGGUGGGUGACAUGGAGGAGGUCGUGUGAAGAGUUGAGGAGUUGAAACAGUAUGGACUAACUAACAUGGAUGCAAGUGAAAAGUACAUCCGAAGCAAGACAGAAGUGGCAAGUGGAGAUGUGCAGUUGAAGCCCUAUUUUCCACUAGGAACCCAAGAGAACAAUAAUAAUAUAAAUAUAAUAGCAAAUAGAAUACCAACUAAAAUUAGGAAAUCUCCACAACAAACUGAGGAUCAUCAGAACUUAGAUGACCAAGGUAAUGAUAAUGUCUGAACCAACUAACUUCUUUUGGAUGGACAAAUUAGGCUUGUUAAUAUGGAUCCCAACAGCCAGCCUCAGCAAUAUUUAAUAGUCGAACUCUGAAGGCAAAAUUGACAUUCGUAGGUAUGUGCGGUAAAUGACUGUGAAAGCUGCCUCGUUGACAUCAGUCUUGUGUUUUGUUGUAUCCACAAGAUGAGAUAGAUAGAAUAGCGCUACGAAUAGAUUUUUGUUUGUCCCUUACUUAACCAACCACGAUGCAGGGUAAUGUUUGGAAAUCCGAUGAGAAACACGCCUAAUUGUACGGCAUCUACAGUAGUUUUACCAUAUAAGGAGGGGACAUCUGAGACUCUACGUAAGAUUCCCAAUAAAGCAGGAAUUAAGGUGGCAAUCUAACCGGCAAACUCAAUCAGAGACAAGCUCAGUAGGUAACCUAAAGGACCAGGUGAAUCCACUUUAACAAAAUAAUAUCAUUUACAAAAUACCUUGCAACGGCUGUGAGUUAAGUCAACCACAUAGGUGAAACUAGUAAGUCAAGAGUUGUGAGAUUGCCUGUGAGAACAUAAGAAUUUAGCUUAGGUUAGGAGGACUGAUCCCACCUAAUUUAGAGAAAGGAACUCAGGACUACAUUGCAUUAACACACAACCACACAAUAUUGAAGGGUGGGACAGAGUCAUAAUUCUAAGAAGUAAUAUAGGGAGGUGGAUAGAGAGAGAGAUUGAUUACUGAAUCCUGCCUGGUUUAUCGAGUGGUCUACUAUGGAAGAUAUUAUUACCACCAGUCAGUCAGUCAGUCAAAUCAGAGGAGGAGAAUAAAUAAUGUCAAAAUUCUAUUUCAGUCCACAUACAUACUAUAAAAACACUCGUCUUAUUUCCAAUCUGAUUGUAAUUGAUCAAUAACACUCGUAUUAUUAUUUCCGAAUGUACUUUAUCUUUUAUUACUGAUUUUAUUCAAAUGUCUAAUCAUCCAUUUUUACUCAUGUAUAUAAAUGAAGCAAGAAAGUGAGUUGUGUGAGUAGUGCCUUGAUAUGAUUAUAAGCGGCAAUAAAUUGUGCUUGAAACGUACGUGGUCAUCAGCAAAAUAUUAAUUACUGUAUAACAACACACUGUGAAACUUUAUCAAAAUAAAAUCUUAUCCAUAAUGGAGUUAAUACUCUACCACCACAGUGCACAAGUUUUCUACUUAAUAAAAAAUUGAUACAUUAAAGUCAUCUGACAUAGAUGAUUGUUUAUAUUGAAGUUCAAGACACAAUUCCAGAUCUCUACAUAAUCACUGAAGUAUAUCUUAUUUAAAACAAAUUAAAUUGAAUUUUAUACAUCCAGAAAGAAAUUAUUGUUUAUCUUGCCUUACAUAUGGUAAAUAUACUUAACAUAUUAUUGUAAUUUUGUUAUUUUAACUGAAAAUGGACCCAGAGAGACUGUGACAGUUGUUUAUUGCAGAAGGUUUGGAAAGAAGGAAGGAAACACACCUACCGAUUGAAAGAAGGGCUGGCUACCUUGUCAAGCUAACAAAAUAGGGUGACUUAGGCCUAUGCAAGAUCUGACUGGCGUGGUGUUGACUGGUGUUGUCCACGCCAAGUCGCAUCAUCCUGGAGAGAAUAAAGGAUUCACUGGUUACAGAACUUUGUCCACCCAAGGAACAAGUUGGAUUCAGGAAAGGCAAAUCAUGUGCGAAUCAAAUUGCAACUCUACGCAUCAUCAUCAUCAUCGAACAAAGCAUAGAAUGGCAGUCAAACCUCCCUCCACCUCAAUUUACUUCGUCGACUUCAUGAAGGCCUUCGACAGACGGCGUUGACCGAGAAGUAAUUUGGAGACUACUUCAACACUACGGCGUGCAGUACCCAUGUCUAUCAACUUCAUUCAACGGCUGGCUAUAUGACAGUGCCAAGUGUCAGGUGAGCGACAACGGAAAACUUAGGCAUUAUCACCUGUGAUAUUCCUAGUUAUUGUGGACUGGAUUCUGCGUAACACUAUGCGUUGAGAGUGACAAGACAGGAAUACGUUGGACCGAUAAUAACACUCUAGAAGAUCCGGAUUUCACACAUGAACGAUUUAUGUUUAAUGUCACACAAACUCAAAGAUUUACAGGCGAAAACCAGCGAACUGGUUGAAGAGACCGGCAGGCAGCGAAGGCAGGACUACAGGUGAAUAUAGAGAAGACGAGGUGAUGGGGAUAACCAACCAACCAACAGAAACAAUAAACAUCACCAAUCACCAUCAAAGAGAGAGAUUUAACAGAGACUACCUCCUUCACUUAUCCAGGCACUAAGCAUCAACCUGAGGAAAACCGCUGAGUGACAUCACACGCCAGGCAAACACUCACAAGUGAAACCUGAAUGGGAAAAAACGAGUUGACCAUGGGGUCCAGUAGUGACACGGAGAAAAUCGCGUUGGGGGGAGAAAAUGAAGCUUAAGGCCAAUGGUAAAGCCAGCUAAAAAUAAGAAUUCAUGGCUAACAUAGCGAAAUGGCACUGUCUGUCUAUCUGUUUUCAAUUCGCCACACUCCCCCGUGUAGCACACAAAUCAAGAGAAGAAAGUUGAAAAAAAAUGCAUAUUAGAGACAGUAAACAGAGAUGUGAGACAAAGGAACAGUAAUAACGAAGAACAAUAUAGUUUAAUUGGAAAUCAUAAGUCACAUGGAGUGGAUGCAUCUGCGCCAGGCAAUGACAACGAUGAGUUUGAGUCAUACACCAAUGGUUUUUACCGUCUCGAGGACCCCAACCAGCCAGGAAGUCUACACCUUCCUACAUGACUGGUUGGCUGAAACUAACUGUUGUGGAUUUCAUU
Messenger RNA from Trichobilharzia regenti, 7138 nucleotides. The record is from the annotation of a GenBank genome assembly. NCBI's taxonomy places the organism in Eukaryota, Metazoa, Platyhelminthes, Trematoda, Strigeidida, Schistosomatidae.